AUGGCUUCGCGCAUGGAAUAUUCUUUGCCUCCUCCUACUACCCAAGAGCCUAAGCCCAUGGAGGUUGACGCGAUCAAGCACGCCACAUACUCUCGUCGUGCUCCGAGUGUCGAAUGUCGGAAGCCUGUAGCACCAAAACGGCUGCAUUGCUUCCGCUUUUGUAAGCCUGGUCACCACGCGGCUGUAUGCCGUGCACAUGCGCCAGUCCUCGCUGUCGCCGCAUCUGACGUCACCGUCAAAGCCGCUGAUCAGCCAAAUCCCGAAGGCAACCAUGUUUACGGUGACGGUGCGUCGCGUCCACUCCGCGCAUUGGUGGACUCAGGCGCGAGCAACAAAUUUGUCCACGCCGACAGUUUACCCGUUCUGCCGUCGCGGUUGCGUGUCCGCGAGUCUUAA
Messenger RNA from Peronospora belbahrii, 396 nucleotides. Lineage: Eukaryota; Oomycota; Peronosporomycetes; Peronosporales; Peronosporaceae. The record is from the annotation of a GenBank genome assembly.